Molecule: messenger RNA, 763 nt
Organism: Symbiodinium sp. CCMP2456
Lineage: Eukaryota; Dinophyceae; Suessiales; Symbiodiniaceae
Source: the annotation of a GenBank genome assembly
GCAAGCAUUCAGUCUCAAGCUCGUGGGACAAGACACUAAAGUACUGGUCCCUGGAUACAGGCAAAUGCCUGCGUACCUUCGAGGGCCACGAGAACCACGUCAACUGGGUCUGUUUCUCGACCAGCGACGAGAAGGAGUUUCUGUCUGCCUCCAGCGACCGAACAUCCAGAUGUUGGUGACACCCUUCCGUAGCUCGAACGGACGCCGAGCUCAGGAAGUCGGCGGCAGCUCAUCGCGCUGCCAUGACGAUUGGAUCACAGCAGUAGUGCACGCGCCUUCAUCUACCAAGAAGGCCAGGGCCGCGACCUGCGGCUGGGACAAGCAAAUCCGGGUUUGGGAUUCUGGUACACGACAGGUUCUACACACCCCGCCGUGUUUUCACAGUGCAGCCAUCCACGCGCUCGAGAUUUCACCGGAUGCCAGCUUGCUGGCAUCUGGUGGCCGAGACUGCGCGGCACUGCUGUGGGAUGUGGAAGAGGGCAAACUGCUGGCUGGCCUCCAGCUUGCACAUUGCAUCAAUGCCUUGGCCUUUAGCCCCCUGCACUACUGGCUUGCUAUGGCAUCAGACGACGGGAUCGAAGUUUGGGACCUGGAGGUGAAGAAAAGGAUGGUGAAGGUUGUCUCAUCCGGCGGCGGCGGCGUCGCCACGGCUCUGAGGUGGACCACCGAUGGCAAAUAUCUUCUGGUCGGUUAUUCCACCGGCAUCAUCGAGGUCUACGAGAAGCAGAUGGAAGAUUUUUGGACAAAGAGCUUCAAGAAGUGA